Molecule: messenger RNA, 4052 nt
Organism: Closterium sp. NIES-67
Lineage: Eukaryota; Viridiplantae; Streptophyta; Zygnematophyceae; Desmidiales; Closteriaceae
Source: the annotation of a GenBank genome assembly
GAGAAGGACCUUGCCUCCUAUCUCCUGAACCAUUCCGAUUGCCAUUGUUGCUUCCAGAUUCUGCACGCUCUUCUUCCGAAGCAGUGGGACACGCUUGCGUCCUGUUAUAGCUCCCGAAGUCUUUACUGCCUGCUUGAUUAUCAUGUAUUUGUUGAAGCCUUCCAGAAAACCGCCAUCAGUUGAGGAAGUUAUGGCUUACAUGAAACAGUCUCGACGGAAGGUAGGUUACCGUGUGUAGUUCUACAGGAUGUUUUGCGAACAUGUGUACGCUGAAGUUACCUAUAUGGCCUUUUCUGAUUUCAGGGUUCCCGUCGUGGAAGCUUAAACGCGUCCUCGCAUGGCGACAUCAGAAGCUCUCGUCAGACGUUUCUGGGAACGAAAAUACCAGACGUUGCGUCUGAGAUUGAUGGACGUAACCUCUCCGAGCUUUUCACUGUUAGUAGGCCAGCGCCGACGACAGACAAGCAUGGUGAUUUCUAUAGCUUACGCGCAAGUCCUACUGACGCCGCAUGGAAAAUGCAUGGAAGUUUCACCUCACACUUGCCACCGAGCUCGACCGAGCUGCUCUCUGGUGUUGAACGAUCGACCUCACCGCCACCUUUCAUCCCAGAUCCGGGAAGCUUCGAAUUCUCAAAUGGCGAUGUCAAGAGUUCUUACCACUUUUGCGGGUCGAAAAUUCCUGACGUUGCAUCAGAAACUGAUGGGAGUGGACUCUCGAUUUUUGAGAAGAGUGCCUCCAAAGACUUUUCCAUUGACGAGCCAUCAUCGACGAUUGACAGACGUGUUGAGACUCAUUCUAUGUGCACAAAUCCUACCGCGUGGACGAUGGAUGGGAGUUUCACCUCAAACGUACCAUCGAGUUCAUCUGAGCUGCUCUUUGGUGCUGAAAGGUCGGUUUCGCCACCGCCUUACAUCCCUGCCAAAGUGGAUGCGGGUUUUUCUCCAGUUGCUGAGAAAGCUGGGACAGGGGAGUCAUGGAUCCCGCAAGAGUGUGGAAAGGAGCUGGAAAAUGCUACGACUUGCGAAAAGACUACAGUGCUCAACGAGUGGGACGCGCUGCCUUCGUCAACGCCACAGAAGAAUAUAAUUGAGGAGCUAUUUGACGACCUGCCGUCGAAACCUUUAGAGUGUGGGGACUGUGUGAACGUGGAUUCGGAAGCAUGCAAAGACGUCCCUUCUAGCGAGUGGAAAACUUUGGACAGCAAAACACCUCUGGUCGUCUCUCUGCUGUUCUUUGAUGAUGAGCGGAGUCAGCUGUAUGUCUCGCUUGAUCUGCAACUUCCUUCCAAGAAGCGAGAUUGGGCAGCAAAUGGCAUGUACCUCUCGUCUAUUGAAGACCUCAGCGUUAUUGGAGUUGUAAUUCAUCAAAUCGGUCAGCCGAAGAUGAGAGUCAUUCUGUUACCAGGAGUAAAUGUCAGUGUACUACCCACCAGCAACGCUACAAUUGAAGAGUUCAGAGAAGCAGUUCGGACAGCCAUUGUCUUUGCAGAGGCGAUCGUCUGUUGUGACUCGCAAAGAUUCAUCAGAUCUCUUUUGCAGUGGGAAGUGCCAGUGAUGGAUCUGGAUGACAUGUUUAUUGACCCAAAAGUGAGUGAAACUCUUGUAAGGCCACUCUGUUUACACUCUCUUAAGGCACUAACAUCCGCCGUGAGCUCGUGCGAGCCUGGGAUGGCUGUCUUUCUACUGCUGAGAGAAGAUUCUUGCAUGGCAACUAGGUGAAAAUCUGGAGCAGUUGAUUGGAAAGGCGAAAGAAGGCGUUAAGGGGAAAGAAGUUCUGGAAUCCAGUACUAAAGGAAAUGCCUAUCUUCAGUGUGUUCACGCCAGCCUCAACCUCUGCAAUGAUGUUCAUGUGGCAUUGGUGGCAAGGACAAACAUUUCACUUCGUGAGGCAUUCAGAAACGGAUGGAGCAUCUUACGUCAAUUGGUGAAAAGCUGGUUGGCCGUCGGAUCAACUUGGCAAGUCCAAAGCAAGUGGCUCAAGCCUUAUACGAGGUAUCCACUGCAAGGUCAUGCAACUGAAAUGUGGUUUUCUUGGACACGGUUUCAGCUCGUGAGAAACUGCAGGACCUGAAGCUUCCGGUAGGAGCUGCUAAGAGUGUCGGUAUGGCCAAGAAGCGAGAGGCGCAGACCCACUCAACGACAAAUGAGGCUACACUCAGUCAACUCGCUUCUCUUCAUCAGUUUCCGGGCAUCGUUUUAGAAGUGAGCUCUUUUGGCAGUGAAGAGUAUUAAUGGUAGGGUGAUGCUGACCUUUUUUGUGGCUUCCAGUUCAGGCAACUUAUGAAAGUCAAGUCGACUUGGAUCGAUGGACUUCUGUCAAGUUCCUGCAGCGAAACGGUAUGGUAUUCUCUAGUGUUGCAUAUCAUUCACUUCAAUCAGCUUGCUCAGUAUUUUUGUGUGCUCAGGAUGGAUCUGCUAGGAUUCACUCUGAGUGGAAUGCUGCAAACACGGCAACAGGACGACUUUCAUCUUCCAACCCUAACUUACAGGUUUGUUUUUCCAUGCACCAGCAACAGACCUUGAUUUGAUUUGUUCAAAUAUUAACGGUGCUAUUUGAAUAGAAUUUGCCAACAUACGCUCUGGAAGGAACAUCUGCAGCGACCAACUCUUCAGCAGUCGCCAUUGCCAUUCGUGAUGCUCUUAUGUCUGCACCCGGGUUGGUUAAAUUUUGUGUCCUAACCUCUUCCUUAUUCUAACCAUGUUUCGUCCACUUUCCUUCCGUUUCUCCUAUUUACUUUUCCCAUUUCUGAGAAGUUCCUAGCGUAAAGCAUUGUUCUUUCAUCUGCAGGAAGAUCCUGGUUUCUGCUGACUAUUCACAAAUAGAACUCCGACUUUUUGCACACCUAUCUGCUGAUCAGACACUGGUAUUAUCCCCUCUCCCCCCCCCCUUCCUCACUCUCUUUCUCCUUGUGUCUCUUUCUCUGUUUGUUUUUUCAAUGUUCUUGUUUUCCCUGGUCCAUUGUUCUUGAAGUGUGCCCAUAAUUUUCGCAGGUCAAUGUGUUCAGAGCUGGUCAACAGAGUGAUAUUUUCAGGCUCAUUGGGGCAGCCUUUUUUGGAAAGGCUGCAGACGCAGUCAAUGACCAGGAGCGGCAGCUGGUUAAGAGGCUAUGCUGUGAGUGAUGCUGUUUGUAAAAUGCUCGUCGUGUUGUAUGUUCAAUAUGCUAACCAAUGCUGCAGAUGGGAUUCUUUAUGGGCAAGGGAAGCAAGCCAUGGCUUCAAUUUUGGGAGUGGAGGUCGACAAGGCUCAACAAUUGCUGCAGAGCUUUUUGGAUCACUUUCCAAGUAUGAGGGACUUCAUCAAUCAAACUAUCAGCAUAGCCCGAAGGGAUGGCUUUGUCACAACCAUGUGGGGCCACCGCAGGCUGCUUCCAGGUAUUUCCUGUUUCUCUAAUUCUGCAUCCGUUGCAACAUCGUUUUUCUCACUGGUCACUUCUUUCAGAUAUGCAUGAACGCAAUUCAGAAAGGCGAGCUCAAGCAGAGCGGCAGUCGGUGAAUACCAUCAUUCAGGGCUCUGCGGCGUAAGAGCCAUACCUUCGCAUGCGCUUGAUUGAUGCUUGACCACUUUUUCACCCUGGAUUGAUUAGGCUGUUGUUCGGUGUUUGCUGAUGCAGAGAAUUGAUGAAGCUGGCCAUGCUGGACGCCAGUGAACUUGUUCAGAAUAGCAAAGGAGAUAUUCAGAUCGUGAUGCAGGUAAGUACAACUGCGUGUGCAGACUGUGCACCUUCAACAACCUGCUCUUAUUUGUUGCAUCCUUCAGGUUCAUGACGAGCUAGUGUUGGAAGUUCCAGAAAAAGACGUUUUCGAAGUCUUCAAGGUGGUUAAGCAAAAGAUGGAAAAGGUUGCAUGCCUGGAUGUCCCACUGGUGGUGAAUGUCAGAGCAGGGCAUCGCUUUGGAAGCUUGCGCAUCAUAGAGCAAUGAUGUUUUGGCAAUGGUGUCUUGCUUGAAGUUUAUUAUAGGACUCACCCCCAGGAAUACUAACUUGUACAUGUCAGGCUGCUGUUAUGCGAAAUAGUAUGCUGAGUGGCCCUUUCAGUAAUGCAUUUCCACAACU